Ylistrum balloti is the source of this 754-nucleotide messenger RNA. Its product is annotated as C-type lectin 1-like. Bases 41 to 754 code for a protein of 237 amino acids. The transcript has a single exon. The record is from RefSeq and is a predicted model, not a curated record. NCBI's taxonomy places the organism in Eukaryota, Metazoa, Mollusca, Bivalvia, Pectinida, Pectinidae.
CAAAAAGAAAUCUUUGGUGCAAGAAAUAUAUAUUCCUAACAUGUUUGGAUCAAAUUGUUUUUCAUUGGUUGCGUUGCUGUAUGUAUUACUUCCCGUGAAGGGCGAUAACUCUACCGAUCCUUGUGUCAUUGAUGACGUCAUAAUGCGAAAUUUACUGUCGAUGAACUUAACAAUCACUGAUCAAAAAGCGGAAAUAUGUUCAUUGAAAUCUCGUCUCGAGCGGAUUGAACGUAUUCAUGACAUGGCAUCAUCACCGGAAGUGCAUGAUAUCGCCAUCGAUAACAGUUUGGUGUUGAAAGUUUUAAAUCAGAUAAUUUACAGCCGUUUGAUGAGUGUUGCGGACAGUUUCAACAACACUAUCAUCACAAAUAAGACGUGUAAAGAUGACUGGGUGCAUUUUCAGGGACAGUGCUAUUAUCUCAGUGACCGGAAAAUGUCAUGGGAUAGCGCACACGAUUCGUGCUUAAGCAUGAAUGCACGUUUAGCAAUCAUGGACGACGAAGAUAUAAACAUUUUCGUCCGAAAUAUUACUCCGAGGUUCCGGCGUUACUGGAUUGGCGGAAGGACGGAAGGUAAGACCUGGCAAUGGGUCGCAACCGGAAGUGACUUUAAAUACACAGCCUGGUGUCCAGAACAGCCGGAUGGAAAAGGAGUGCGAUGUUUAUCAUUCUUUCAUCUGGUACCACAAAUAUGUUACUGGACUGACCGCAAGUGUAAAUUCCGCGAGGAGUACAUUUGUCAGCGUCCACUUUAA